GAGGCGGCGUCAAGGCGGAUGACAGCAUUCGGCUGCGACGCGCUCCCAGCUGGGUGGCGGUGGUAGCGGCAGCGACAGCCCGAGCGGCAGCGGCGUUCGACUUGGCCGCUGCCGAGAGCCGCCGGCGGUAGGGGAGGAAACGGGGGGCUCGCCCUGGCCCGCGGGGCCGAGGGACCCGAGUUCCCGCGCCGCUCGGGGCCGAGCCCCCGCCGCAGCUAGACUGCGCCCUCCGCCGGGGCUGGCUCGCAUUUGCCGCCGGCCGCCGCCACCGAGAGAAGUUGGAGGGUCCCACCGGACACUAGGACCCCGGGCUCGGGGGUCGCCGUGAUCCCGCGGAAGCCUGCUCCCGGCGAGCCGCCUCCUCAGGGGCUCCGCUUCGGGUUUCCAGACCUGUAGAAUGGCUAAACAUUAAUGGAAAGAGAAGCAUAAAUCUAUCUUCCAUUAUGGAGGCAGGUUUAGCCGACGGAGAAUCUGACAGGACUUCGCUUCUUGGUGAUAGCAAAGAUGUCCUUGGGCCAUCAACUGUUGUAGCAAACAGUGAGGAACCUCAGCUUUUGACCCCAGGAAAGAUGAGUCAGCGCCAAGGGAAAGAGGCUUACCCAACACCAACUAAAGAUCCGCACCAGCCCUCUCUCAGUCCCGCAAGUCCUCACAGCCAGGGUUUUGAAAGAGGAAAAGAAGAUAUUUCUCAAAAUAAAGAUGAUUCUUCACUUUCAAUGUCAAAGAGCAAGUCUGAAUCUAAACUUUACAAUGGCUCAGAAAAGGACAGUUCCAGUUCGAGUAAACUCACCAAGAAGGAGUCUCUCAAGGUACAAAAGAAAAAUUACCGUGAAGAGAAGAAGAGAGCCACGAAGGAGUUGCUCAGCACCAUCACAGACCCUUCUGUCAUUGUCAUGGCUGACUGGCUGAAGAUUCGUGGUACCCUAAAGAGCUGGACCAAGUUAUGGUGUGUGUUGAAACCUGGGGUGCUUCUGAUCUAUAAAACACAAAAAAAUGGCCAGUGGGUUGGAACAGUCCUUCUGAAUGCUUGUGAGAUUAUUGAACGUCCGUCAAAAAAGGAUGGCUUUUGUUUCAAGCUAUUCCAUCCCCUGGAGCAGUCUAUUUGGGCAGUGAAGGGUCCAAAGGGUGAAGCAGUUGGAUCCAUAACUCAGCCCUUACCCAGCAGUUACUUGAUUAUCCGAGCGACCUCAGAGUCAGAUGGAAGGUGCUGGAUGGAUGCCCUGGAGUUGGCUCUGAAAUGUUCUAGUCUUCUUAAACGCACAAUGAUCAGGGAAGGAAAGGAACACGACCUGAGCAUUUCAUCAGAUAACACACAUGUGACCCUGUACGGUUUACUGCGUGCGAACAAUCUCCACAGUGGCGACAACUUCCAGUUGAAUGAUAGUGAAAUUGACAGGCAGCACUUUAAAGACCAAGAUAUGUAUUCUGAUAAGUCCGACAAAGAAAACGACCAAGAGCAUGACGAAUCUGAUAAUGAGGUGAUGGGGAAAAGUGAGGAAAGUGACACCGACACAUCAGAAAGGCAAGAUGACUCCUACAUUGAGCCUGAGCCCGUUGAGCCUUUGAAGGAGACCACCUACAUGGAGCAGAGCCAUGAAGAGCUCGGUGAGGCAGGUGAGGCUUCUCAAACGGAAACUGUGUCUGAAGAAAACAAAAGCCUUAUCUGGACUCUGCUCAAACAAGUUCGUCCUGGCAUGGACCUGUCUAGGGUGGUUCUUCCUACGUUUAUUCUGGAGCCCCGGUCUUUCCUGGAUAAACUUUCAGAUUACUACUAUCAUGCAGAUUUCCUGUCUGAGGCUGCUCUCGAAGAAAAUCCGUAUUUCCGUUUGAAGAAAGUUGUAAAAUGGUAUUUGUCAGGGUUCUAUAAAAAGCCAAAGGGACUGAAGAAACCAUAUAAUCCUAUCCUUGGUGAGACUUUCCGUUGUUUAUGGAUUCAUCCCAGAACAAACAGCAAAACGUUCUAUAUUGCUGAGCAGGUGUCCCAUCACCCACCAAUAUCUGCCUUUUAUGUUAGUAACCGAAAAGAUGGAUUUUGCCUUAGUGGUAGCAUCCUGGCCAAGUCCAAGUUUUAUGGAAACUCACUGUCUGCGAUAUUAGAGGGAGAAGCACGGUUAACUUUCUUGAACAGAGGUGAAGAUUAUGUAAUGACAAUGCCGUAUGCUCAUUGUAAAGGAAUUCUUUAUGGCACAAUGACAUUGGAGCUUGGUGGGACUGUCAAUAUUACCUGCCAAAAGACUGGAUACAGUGCAAUACUUGAAUUUAAGCUAAAGCCAUUUCUAGGAAGUAGUGAUUAUGUUAAUCAAAUAUCAGGGAAACUUAAAUUGGGAAAAGAAGUCCUAGCUACUUUGGAAGGCCAUUGGGAUAGUGAAGUUUUCAUUAAUGACAAGAAGACUGAUAACUCAGAGAUUUUCUGGAAUCCAACACCUGACAUCAAACAGUGGAGAUUAAUAAGGCACACUGUGAAAUUUGAAGAACAGGACGAUUUUGAAUCAGAAAAACUCUGGCAGCGAGUAACAAGAGCUAUAAAUGCCAAAGAUCAAACAGAAGCUACUCAAGAAAAGUAUGUUUUGGAAGAAGCUCAAAGACAAGCUGCCAGAGAUCGGAAAACAAAAAAUGAAGAGUGGGCUUGUAAGUUAUUUGAACUUGAUCCACUCACAGGAGAAUGGCACUAUAAGUUUUCAGAUACCCGACCAUGGGACCCACUUAAUGAUAUGAUACAAUUUGAAAAAGAUGGUGUUAUCCAGACCAAAGUGAAACAUCGCACUCCAAUGGUUAGUGUUCCAAAAAUGAAGCAUAAACCAACAAGACAACAGAAGAAGGUGGCAAAGGGCUAUUCCUCCCCAGAGCCCGACAUCCAGGACUCAUCUGGAAGUGAAGCUCAAUCUGUAAAGCCGAGUGCACGAAGAAAGAAGGGAAUAGACCUGGGAGACAUUCAGAGUUCCAUUGAGUCUAUAAAACAAACACAGGAAGAAAUUAAAAGAAAUAUUAUGGCUCUUCGAAAUCACUUACUUUCAAGUGCACCUGCUACGGAUUAUUUUCUGCAACAGAAAGACUACUUCGUCAUUUUCCUUCUGAUUUUGCUUCAAGUCAUAAUAAACUUUAUGUUUAAAUAGAAGUUCUCAACAGUUGACUCCGUGAACUGGAAGAUGAGCCCGGGACCAGUUCCGAUUGGUUUGCUCUUCAGUAAAGCACCACAUUUCCAAACCAGACGGACAACUAGGAGAUCAAUGUAGAAGUGUCUGCCUCCUUUUCACGUCUUUUAUCCUUCACCCAAAACAAGAGCUGUUCUAUUUGAUCAUUAAAAUUGGCUUUGUGUUAAGUGCCAGAACACUUUUGUGAGACUGUGCCUACAUGUGCGUAUGAUAAGCCCACAUGUGUACACAAGAACUCUACAUGUGCGUAUGAUAAGCCCACAUGUGUACACAAGAACUCUUCCCCGACAGUAGUGUCUGUGCUCUGUGGUAUGUUAUGACAUAUUCUGAUACCAUUGUUCAUGACAAAAUGCCAUCAUCUUAUAAAUAUGUAUAGUCAACUGUUCUCUUCAGGAGACUGGCAUACAACUUUAAUUAAGGAAUUACAGUGAGAAAUGAUAGAUAUAUAAUAGACAUACUAUGACUAAUUCAGUACAUUAUACUGUUAAAACCAUCUCCAAGGUAUCUAGCUCGGUUGUCUUAGAAACACCAAGAAAAGUGUGAGUGGUAAGAAUUAAUAUAUCGUGAGAUACAAGUAGAAUGUUUUAAAGGGUUUACACAAGAUUUUAUAACCCCUAGAACUUAAUGUUGCAGAUAUAGGUGUAUCGUACUUAUAUAUACACACAUAUAUAUAUAUCAAUAUUAAAGAUUGGUAUGUAGCUACAUGGAUCUGUAUGUUACAAUCCCACCUUCAGCACUGGCUGACAAGUGGUCAAGUUUAUUUGCCAUCCUUUCCUGGUUUUAAGUCAGCUGGCCUAGGAUGUCUUCCAGACGUUAGUGUUUGUAGGGUAUGUGAAAUCCUGAUAAUUUAGCAUUUUCUUUAUGAAAAACAUUUUGGCAUUCAUUUCGACACUAGAGUGCUCAAUGAGAAAAUAGAAGAGAAAAAAAUUCUGAUAUUUUACUUCUGAAGCCAAAAAAAAAAAAAGGCAGUAAGAAAAGACACUGCAGUGGCCUUUAUUUUAAAAACAUUAAAAUCAAUUUGCUUACAUGUGCAAUAAGUUGAGCAUUUGAGAAUAUCAAGUUAUGAAGUUUAUCAUCUCCUUCCAUCGUCCCGUGGCAAGCUAGUUCUGUACGAGUCCUUUUGUUCCUGCUCAGGCAAGUUUGUUCCUAAGGGUUUUUGCCUGUUUCUUCAGUUCAAUAUUUUGACUUUUUAUUAUUGUGAAAAACAGUUCUUAAUUAAGUUUUGGAACAUGUCAUGAAAUUUAGAUUUCUCCAAACUACAGGUUUCGGAAAGGUUUAUACAGUGAGAAAGUGAGAGCGAGCUGUUGGCAUGGCUCCACCUGCCGUCAGCUAAGGAGAGACUGAGGUGCAGUCAGUCAGCUCUGUGUGAGGUAUACACAGUCAGAGAUGGUCGCCACAGUGCUAAGACCACAGGGAGCUGCCUUCAGUACCUGGGUUCCCAUGAAAAGCCAUCCCCACACGGUGUUAGCAAAACAACGCUGUAUUUCUUAUGAAAAUAGUUUAAACUUUUAACAGCUUAAACAAGGUAUACCUGUAUCCAGUAUUUCAUCAUUGUGGAGUUUUGGGUCAUAUUUCAUAUUUGUCAAUAUAUGUUUUGUAUUCAUAUUCUACUACCAAUAUUAUGCUCAACUGCCUAUUCAUUGAUGUGUGAUAUUUUGUAAAUAUUGUACAACUUGAUCUUUAUAUAAUUUUAAAUUCGUAUUAAUUUAUAUUAUAUAUAACUUAAUUGGUUGAUCGCUAAAAGUUGUUUCAUCGUUAAGCCCUGAAAUGUUCAAUUGUUGGUGACCUUAGGGCUCUGUCUUACUCCUUUGUAUUGUUUCAUGUGGUUUGAACAGGGCUUUAUUUGUAUUGAUAUCUGAGACUGGAAAGGUAAUUGUUUUGUUUUUUUAAUUUCACUUCAGAGCUGAUGUUAAUGGGUCCUUACCCAGGAGUCAGAAACUAAUGAACAGGGUGACUGCUUCUUAUACACUAAAAGCUUAUGUUCAGUCGGAUGUUCCUCUGACGCUUUUAGUGGUAUGAGUUUCUUUCUGUGAACUGAACCCAAAACUCAGGAAUUGCUGGAUUCGUAUGUAAGUUCUUUAACUUAGUGUAUAAUUGACCUUGAGUUUAGCCAGACAGUGUGACUUGACUUUGAACAUUCUGACCUGAGGCUGAUCUCUCUUCAUAAGUGGAUUCAUAAUGUGUGUGACUCACCGUUCCAAACUGUCUGAAAACUCCACAUGGUUUCUCGGGUUUGUGACUCUAUGACCAGUUUUCUUCAUUUAUCUAAAACAUUAUUUUCUCACAUGAAAAUUUAGAUGAGAAGUAAUAAUUCUUGGCAUUUUCAUUUUUCAGUUGUUAAAUGUCUAGCUGUCCACCAUUCAGUGAGAUGCUGCUGCCUAGAAAAGCUAGUAAUAGGCAUAUGAGCUGUAGUGUGCUACAGCAAUAGACAGUUAACGUGCAAUUCCUGCCGCUACUUUUCUUGUAUGACUUAGAAAGGUACAGUGGUAAUCUUUGUCACAGCUCAGUUGACAGCUGCAUUCCAUUGAAAAGUUGGCCUUGUAAGAUACAAUCCUCAUUUACUAUUUCAUGCUUUUGUGCCUUUAAGGAAAUAUUUUUCUUAUUUUGUGUUACAGAACUAUAAUGUGUUCAAAGUGUUUGUAGGCUUACUUGUCAUAAAAGGGUCAUUUCUCUGUCACUUUAUUUCCUUUUAUAUAGCUGAAGAAUAUGUAAACAGUAACGCUGUACUUUUAUAAGGAUUUGUCUAGUUACCUAUUUCAAAUAUAUUCUUACUCAGACAUCAUUAAAGUAAACCUGUCAGAUUAUUCUGAGUAUUGUAAACAGUGCCUUUUUGAUGGAAUUCACACUGUUUUGAGUGUCAACUCGUGCCAUAUUCACAGACUUGUGGAAGGCAGUUUUAACUUUUUGAAGAAUAUCUUCAUCAAAAUUUUAAAAGCAAAUGUAUAAAAUUUCAUCUUUUUCCAGUGUUUAGCAUUUCUAGUCAGCAGUAAAUAGUUUUUUUUUGCUUUUUUGUCUGAUGUACAAGGAUGAUGGCAUAAAAUGAGCCAUACAUGAGUCUGCAGGUUAUUUUGAAUUAUGUUAAAUAUAAAUAAAGAAAAUAUUCAUGUUUAUAUCAAAUUUUCCAAUUUGACCUAUCGGGGGAAACCUCCCAUAAUUCACUAAGUUUACAUUUCAGAUCUCUUUCUUAUUUGACUGAGUGUAUAAAGAGAUUCCUUACAAUGUAUGACCUGCCACCACUGCAUAGUUUGGUUUCAUUUUGUUACAUAUUUUGUGGGUUUAGUAUAUCCACUUUUUGUUACAAUUAUGAUACUAUUUUGUUACAGUUUUUAAAUGAAGAUUGACUUUUAAAAUUGCACAGGACCAGUGUCGUCUUAAUAAGAUUAGCAUAUUUAGUGAGAGCCACAGGAAAACCUUGACGAAAAUGAAUGUGUCUGUACUCUAUGAGGUAUUUAGAAAAAUUAGCCUCUUCAUUUGUCAUGAAAAUUCUUUCAAUACCAUAAUACUGCAGUUCUUUAUCUGAAAGAAAUGCCAUGAAACAUUUGAAUGAUGAGCCACAGACCUUCGGUUGGAUUUACUUUCACUUUUUGGCAUGUUAAAUACACAUUUAAUUUUAAAUACAUCAGUUAAUGGCUGUUUAUAAAGUCAAGCACUACCACUGGUCAGUUUUGUAUGAUAGGCUAUAAGUGUGUUGUUACCUGCAGUGUAAGUAUAGCACACUGCUGAAUUCUCUUAAGGUGCAUAGUUAAUGUAUAGAUAGUCACAGGCGGUUUUGUAAUGUAUACAUUUCUAAUCUAUUAUUCCUAACCUGUUAUGUUUGCAGAGAGAAAAGAAUUUUUCUAAUGAUCUGUAAAAUUAUGUUAACUUCUACAAGUAGGUAUUCUAAAUAAACUUUUUA
Chionomys nivalis (European snow vole) is the source of this 7047-nucleotide messenger RNA. It is a transcript of the gene Osbpl8, whose product is annotated as oxysterol binding protein like 8. Gene Ontology annotation, molecular function: cholesterol binding. The record is from RefSeq and is a predicted model, not a curated record. Gene Ontology annotation, cellular component: intracellular membrane-bounded organelle; cytosol; membrane. Bases 444 to 3113 code for a protein of 889 amino acids. NCBI's taxonomy places the organism in Eukaryota, Metazoa, Chordata, Mammalia, Rodentia, Cricetidae. The transcript is spliced from 24 exons.